UAGUGAGACACCUCGGUAGCUUUCUUGACAAAAUAAACGAACCAAUAAAGAUUUUUAGUGUACAUUAGCCAAUGUGGUUUAUCCCACUCCUGUCGUCUAGUGAGUUAUCCAAUCAUUUAUUAUUUACGGUGUUGUAGUUAUUAGUCACUUAGCGGUCUGGUUUAGUUAGCAUUAGCCUAGCUAGCUAACAUCCCCGACCAUGAGUUCACUAAGCUACUCUCCUGAUAAAGAAGAGGAGGUCUGCUGGACGGAGAAAGAGGGUCUCGUCAAAGAGGAGGAGGAAGAGGAGGCUGUUACAAUACAAAAACAUGAGGAUGAGGCUAUCACCGUGAAGGAAGAAGAGGGAGACGCGUUCAGAGUGAAAGAGGAAGAGGAUGCAGUUUUUGGAGUGAAAAGGGAGGAAGAGGAAGAAACUGGAUAUCUGGGCCCGGUUUCCCCAAAGCACCUUAAGGCAUCUAAUGAUGAACUGAGCAGUAAGAUGGUUUUGAGAAACCGUUCCCUGAUUAACACUAGAGAAGGAUGUGACUAUUGUGGAUCCUCUGGGGAGCCUCAACAACAUCAUGAAGCUGACGAGGCAGAGAAAAAAUCACAAUUACACCAGAGAACACACACAGGAGAGAAACAUUUUAGCUGUGAUGAAUGUGGGAAGAGUUUUACUAAGCCAAGCAACCUGAUAUCACACCAGAGAACACACACAGGAGAGAAGCCUUUCCACUGCUCUGGCUGCGGAAAGAGGUUCUCAAGAGCAGAGAACCUAAAAGUACACCAGAGAAGCCAUACAGGAGAGAAACCUUAUAGCUGUGAUCAAUGUGGGAAGAGAUUUCUUUUGUCAGGACAUUUAAAAGCGCACCAGAGAAUACAUACAGGAGAGAAACCUUAUAGCUGUGAUCAAUGUGGGAAGAGUUUUACUCAGUCGUGCAACCUGAUAUCACACCAGAGAAUACACACUGGAGAGAAAUAUCACCGCUGCUCUUAUUGUGGGAAGAGAUGCACCACUUUUUCAGACCUCAAAAGACAUCAGAGAAUCCACACAGGAGAGAAACCUUAUAGCUGUGAUCAAUGUGGGAAGAUGUUUACUCAGUCAAAGAACCUGAUAUCACACCAGAGAACGCAUACAGAAGAGAAGCCUUACCACUGCUCUGUCUGCGGGAAGAGUUUCCACAGAUCAGAUUCACUAAGAAGACACCAGCGAACACACACUCAGCAGAUGACGAUCUGCGACUUUAAGGCGAUGCUGCUGCUAACAUCUCUGACCAUGAGUUCACUAAGCUACUCUCCUGAUAAAGAAGAGGAGGUCUGCUGGACGGAGGAAGAGGGUCUCGUGAAAGAGGAGGAGGAAGAGGAGGCUGUUACAAUACAAAAACAAGUAGACGGUGAGGCUGUUGCAGUGAAAGAAGAAGAGAAAGAUGCCUUCAGAGUGAAAGAGGAGGAGGAUGUUACAGUAAAAGAAGAGGAGGAAGAGAAAGAGGAGGGCGCAGUUUUUGGAGUGAAAGAGGAGGAGGGGGAGAUGACUGUCACAUCGAAAGAGGAGGAGGAGGAAACUGGAUAUCUGGGCCCGGUUUCCCAAACGCAACUUAAGGCAUCCAAUGGUAACGAUGAAUUUAGCCUUAAGAUGGUUUUGAGAAACCGUUCCCUGAUUAACACUAGAGAGAGACUUGACUAUCGUGGAUCCUCUGAGGAGCCUCAACAACAACAUGGUGCAGAGCAGAGUCUCUCCACAUCAGAACAUCUCAAUAAACACCAGCGGACACCCACAGCAGAGAAAUCUAACCACUGCUCUGUCUGUGGGAAGAGUUACUCAAGAUCAGAUUCAUUGAAAGCACACCAGAGAAUUCACACUGGAGAAAAAUCUUAUAGCUGUGAUCAAUGUGGGAAGAUUUUUGCUACAUCAAGCAAGCUGACUAUACACCAGAGAAAACACACAGGAGAGAAAUCUUUCCACUGCUCAGACUGUGGGAAGAGUUACUCAAGAUCAGAUUCACUGAAAGCACACCAGAGAAUUCACACUGGAGAGAAACCUUAUAGCUGUGAUCAUUGUGGGAAGAGUUUUACUACAUUGAGCCAGCUGACUUUACACCAGAGCAAUCACACAGGAGAGAAACCUUACAACUGCUCUGACUGUGGAAAGAGUUUUGUUUUAUCAGGAUAUUUAAAAUCACACCAGAGAAUACACACAGGAGAGAAACCGUAUAGCUGUGAUCAAUGUGACAAGAGAUUUAGUCACUCAAGCAGCCUGAUUGUACACCAGAGAACACACACAGGAGAGAAGCCUUAUAGCUGUGAUCAAUGUGGGAAGAGUUUUACUGAAUCUACUCAGCUGACUAAGCACCAGAGAAAACACACAGGGGAGGAAAUAUCAUCAUUCUUGUGACUGGAAAGAGUUUUGUUUUGUCAGGACUUUUAUAAUCACACCAGACGAGACACACAGGAGAGAAGUCUCAUAGCCGAAAACAACAUGACAAAAGACACUCUGAUAAAAUAUCUGAUGAAACAUCAUUCAUGAAGGAGUUGAAUGCUUGUAACAUUAUAGUAGGAGUAUUCUAAUGAUGUCACAAUGUAGAACCCUAAACGUUUGUCCCCUGUUCUAUUGAUUUCAGCAUGAUGUGGAUAUUAGCCUCAUCAGGGGGAAAAUCCAGGUUCUGAAAUGGAAGAGUACUAUGUAUUUGAUUAACAAAAAAGAAAGUUGUGUUGCACUAUUUUAGUUUUUUUAAUCGUCUUAUGUUUUGUUGUGUAGUAAAUAUUUCAGUUUUUAUUUUCAUUGUUUUUAUUCGUCCAUGUCUGAAAUGUGCUAUAAAAAAAUAA
Oncorhynchus masou masou (cherry salmon) is the source of this 2802-nucleotide messenger RNA. Its product is annotated as zinc finger protein ZFP2-like. The transcript is spliced from 5 exons. Lineage: Eukaryota; Metazoa; Chordata; Actinopteri; Salmoniformes; Salmonidae. The record is from RefSeq and is a predicted model, not a curated record. The coding region runs from base 200 to 2371 and encodes 723 amino acids.